Thrips palmi is the source of this 6285-nucleotide messenger RNA. RefSeq lists its product as uncharacterized. Bases 1563 to 5915 code for a protein of 1450 amino acids. The transcript has 26 exons. NCBI's taxonomy places the organism in Eukaryota, Metazoa, Arthropoda, Insecta, Thysanoptera, Thripidae. The record is from RefSeq and is a predicted model, not a curated record.
GAGGCGUAAGUCCAUAGGGCAUUCUGACAAACAGGCGUAAGUCCAUAGAGCAUUCUGACAAACAGGCGUAAGUCCAUAGAGCAUUCUGACAAACAGGCGUAAGUCCAUAGACCAUCCCGAUAAACCAGUGAUAAUUAACCGGAGACGAAUGUCCACAGGUAAUGUGGUGAAAAUGGUGAACGUCCACUCAUGAGAUCACUGAGUGGUUUACUCAAUACUGUUCCAAUCAAAUAAUGACUUAUGAAUCCUACAAAAGUUUUUCUUAAUCUCAUCUCAAUUGCAUGAGGCGUACAAUUCGUGUCUCAGAAUGGACUCUUAAAUCUUUAUGAGGGGGAUCAGACCUGAAAGAUCAGCAUUCUUCCUCACCAGAGUCCGAUGAAGAUGGUGAAUGGUGCAUUCAUCUUCUUAGGCAGCACCUGGCCUAAAAGUCAUGAGGUGCAGUGGAGAGGACUCAUCCAAGCUGAUAACCUCCUCUUGACACCUUGAUGACACAGACAUCACUGUUUUUGUGUUGGGCUGGACCCUCAAGCCGCUGGGAGGUGACGAGACAGCCGGCAUUUCGCACACGUUUGCUUUCCUGUUGUUUAUUUGAUUUCACUGACAGCAAGUGAAUGGUGUGCGAAAGUUGAAAAGUUUACAUUGUCUCUGGAAAACCGAAACGAACAACGAGACGAGCUUGCAUCAACUAAACAGCAGACUACAAAACUACAAACAGUGCAGUUGCAUUACAUUUAAAUUGCAAUUGCAAUCCUGCGGUCGGGGGCACUUCGUCGUCGUCGUCUCGUCGUCUGCUGCUAUGAGAAAAUAAAGUGUGGUGUAAACCCGUGAAUAAAUCUUCUGGAGAGAAAAAGCUCGGAAGGGUUCAUCGGAAUAUGCCAGAGAGUAGAAAGCAAGUGUACCUGCGAAAGGAAAUUCUUCGUACCACCAUGCAUCACCAGCCUUUCUGCCGUUCCAGCUGCAGUCAUCGUACCCAGCAUCCAAAUUUUUUGCCGUUGGUGGCACACCAAAUCUAGCUAAGUCGAAAUCAAUUGCUCUUGUCACCGAGAGAUGGACACAACAGCCUAAGCUUGAAGUCAGCUUGACCACUGCAGUGUUAGUGCGUGCUGUGUUCCCACCCAGUUCUGUUUUGACUUCGCCUGCCGUGUUCCAAGCCUGCUGUAAGCUGUUCAGUUCAUUUCAACUUGACUCUUUUUAAAGUUCCAUUAGAAUGUGCCAGAGGUAAUGAACCUUGUACCUGCGAAAGGAAAUUCUUCGUACCACCAUGCAUCACCAGCCUUUCUGCAGUCAUCGUACCCAGCAUCCAAAUUUUCCCAUGCCAUUUGUGCCCUGAUGGAGUAUAGAAGGAAUGGAGAGGGAGAGCUCAAAACAUUGUCAGUCGAGUCACUCACCUAGUGGCCCAGACUUAUGGAUCUACUGAAGACACCACUCAUUCGGUAACGCAUAAUCAAAAAGCCUGAAAAAUUCUGGGAACCAGAUGCAGCUUUAAGUCUGUGGAGUUGGCAGCUUUGAGCGCGCGACACUGGAUUGGUCCCCGCGGUGCUGCAUUCUUCAUUGGCUGCGAGAUGGCUGCAGUGUGCAAAGGAAUUGAAUCUGAUCCAUCAAGACAUUCAGGACCCCUUCGAGAGAAACGACAUCAAGUACCUCAAGAUGACGGUUGUGAAUCCGAUGCCUCACUAAGCUCCUUCACCGGCUCUGAACGUAAUUUGUUAGACGAACUUUGGCUAGCACAACAUGUUCCAGCUUCAUUGCAACCUACAGGGCAGAACUUAGUGUCUUACUCCUCUAGUCCAAACAAAGAAAAUAUUAUAGCUGGUGAGGAGCAGGAAACUGGGACAAGUCAAAUGUCAGAACAUGUCAAGAAAUCAAAAAUACCCAAACCAAUUGUGCAACGCAGAAAUCUUGGUGUGCCAAGAAGACUGGUGAUACAGACUAACUGCUUGUCCAAACAAACAAAGAAUACGCCAUCUGCUGCCAAAAGUUUACUGGACACACUCAAACAGUCAUCACCAGAAUGUGGUAAAAUUGAACAGCACGUUGUUGGCAAUGGAGAAGGUUCUCUCAAAGGAAAUUGUGUGUCUGAAGAGCCCAUAAUUUCAGAUGAUGCACCGGACACACAUCCAUCAUCACCAGGACCUAACUUAAGGGGAAAGCAACAUAAACCAUUUGCUGUUGGCAGCAUGAAAGUUUCUCCUAAAGGAAACUGUGUGUCUGAAAUAAAUGGAGAAACCAUUCUUCCUGCUGCAAGUGCUUUACAAGAGACACAUCUGCCAUCAUCAUCUAAGCAAGAUGAUCAAGAUCUUGGUGCGGAGCAACAUGGAUCACAUUCUGUUGGCAAUGAGGAAGUUUCUUUGCAAGAUGGUCAAGAAGAGAGCAAUGAAGAUACUCAUAAAGGAAGCAGCUUUUCUUUGAAUGGAAGUGCAGACCAUGGUUUAUCGUCCCCUCUAAAGUCAUCUCCAGAACUGAGUGAAAACGAACAGCCUGUGAGCAAUACAAAAGCUUCUCGUAAAGUUGUUUCUCCCUCUGAAGAGCAGCUAACUCCCUAUCAAAGAUUAAGACUGAAUAAUCUGGCUGAAAAUCAGAAUCAUUGGGAACUUGUGAAGCAGAGAAACCCUGGUGUGCUGGCUCCUCUUUCAAUGAAUUUGCCGCUAAUUUCCAAGACUUCAAAGUUUAAACGAACCGGCUUCAACAACUGUUCUAAUGACUUCAAUACAUCAUCAGGCAGGAAAGUACCUACAAGAAAUAGCAGUGAGGUAGCUAAACAGCUACUCAAAGAAACAAUAUCCAGCUCAUCUGAUGAUUUGGGUGAGGACUCAUCAGACGGAGGCAUUGUCCCAUUAACAGGAACAGAAGAAGAAGAUUCAGAUUCAUCUAGUCCUUCCUCAAAGAAAUCUGUGAAUGGUGCAAAGAAAUCUCUUUUUGGGAAAAAUAAAACAUCAAUUAAACAUACAUCAGCUCAGAUUAUAGCAUCAAGUCAGGGUUCUGCUGUCUCAGAAAAGUUUCGCAAAAGUACUCGUCCCCUACAUUCUAACAAUAAUACUGCUUCAAAGAACCAGCAGCCCAGAGGUGCCCAAAAGCCUCCUUCCUCAUUGAAGCCCCAACUUCAGAAUACGAAAUCUGGAACGCUAUUGUUUGCUGAUGAUGAUGAGUUUAUUACUCCUCCUAAUGUCAAUGGAACGCUAUUGUUUGCUGGUGAUGAUGAGUUUAUUACUCCUCCUAAUGUCAAUGCAACAAAGAGAAAAGCAGUGUCACUAGGUUCCAAACCUCUGGACAAACCUGAUGUCAGUUCCUCUCCAAAUAACCUCAUCUCACAGCAAAACCUUGGUGGCCAAGAGCCUCCUUCCUCAUCGAAGCCCCAACUUCAGAAUACGAAAUCUGGAACUCCAUUGUCCGCUAUUGAUGCUGAGCAUAAUACUACUCCUAAUGUUAAUGCAGAAAAUAAAAGGAGAGCAAAAUCACUAGGUUCAACGAAUCUGGAUAAAAUUGAGCUCACCUCCUCUUCCAAUAAUCUCAUCUCACAGCAAAACCUUGGUGCCCAAAAGACUCCUUCCUCAUCGAAGCCCCAACUUCAGAAAAGAAAAUCUGGAACGCUAUUGUUUACUGAUGAUGAUGAGUUUAUUACUCCUCCUAAUGUCAAUGCUCCAAAGAGAAAAGCAGUGUCACUAGGUUCCAUAUCUCUGGAUAAACCUGAUGUCAGUUCCUCUCCCAAUAAUCUCAUCUCACAGCAAAACCUUGGUGCCCAAAAGCCUCCUUCCUCAUCGAAGCCCCAACCUCAGAAAAGGAAAUCUGGAACUCCGUUGUCCGCUAUUGAUGCUGAGCAUAAUACUACUCCUAAUGUUAAUGCAGAAAAUAAAAGGAAAGCAAAAUCACUAGGUUCAACGAAUCUGGAUAAAAUUGGGCUCAGCUCCUCUUCCAAUAAUCUCAGCAGACAGCAAAAAAUUGGUCCCAAAACAUCCCUGAAGUCAAACUCAACUUCAUCAAACAAGGCUGUUUCACAAACUUCUAGUUCAAGUUCAGAGGAUUCUGAUCAUUCAUUGACUGACAUAGAUAAUGUCUCAGUUUCUGGUUGUGAUAAUGAUUUGUCAGAACCACUGUCAGCUGGUGAAUUACAUGACCAUCUUCAGACAACAAAACAAAAACCUCCAAGGAAAGUUGAACUUAAAAGGGAGAGAAAGAAGCUUCGUAACUGUGGCAAGUCUUAUGUUAGACAAAAUGGAAAAACAGUUAUGGAAAGAAAGCCAUCUGAAGUUCAUGUCUGUUCUAAACUGAAAUGUCAAGACAUUAUCACUGAAGAAAUUGCCGAUACUUUGUGUCAAGAGUUUUGGAAUUUAGCUGAUAUUGACAGAGAGAGACAGUACAUUGCCUCCAGGAUCAACCGCUGUCGUCCUGUGAGAAGACGACAAAGAUUUGACGACAGUGAACGUAGCAGGAAUUUCCAGUACAAAUAUUACCUUGACAUCAAUGGAGAGCGGCAUCAGGUGUGCAAAAGUACAUUUUUGGGCACUCUAUGUCUUUCAGAAAGAAUGGUUCGCACUGUUACAGACCAAGUUGCCUCUGCAGUCUCCAGCUUGCCAGUAAAUGAUAGGAGAGGACAUUGUGCUCCGAAGCACAAAUUACCAGCUGCAACAGAAGCAGCAAUCAAGAAACACAUUGAUUCUUUUCCAUCUUAUGUAUCACAUUAUGCACGGGAACAAACAAAUGCUCUAUACUUUGCAUCAAAUCUCAACUAUAAGAAGAUGUACCAAUUGUACUGCGAGGCAGAUUAUCCAAAAGUAUCAUACUCUGUAUAUUAUUUACGUGUAAAGGCAUCAGGAAGAAAAUUUAAAAAGGCAAGCUUUGCUACUUGCUCCAAAUGUGACAGAUUUAAGUUACAAAUUGAUGCAGCAACAUCAGAAGAUGAGAGGAGGUCAUUAAGAAUUCAGCUUGAGAGACAUCACAGGAAGGCUGAACAAGCAUAUGCUUUGAAAAGGGAUAUGAAAGAGGAGGCUGAAGCAGAUCCUACCAUGCGCGUGCUUGUCUAUGACAUGGAAAAAGUACUACCCUGCCCCUAUCUGAAGUGCAAAGAUGCAUUUUACCUGCGACAACUCAGUGUCUUUAAUGUAACUGUAACAGACACCACCACUAAGCGCACCCACUGUUACAUGUGGGAUGAAGUUGAAGGAGGGCGCUCUGCCAAUUCAAUAGCAUCAUCAGUCCUGAAGCAUAUCAUAUCUGAAGUUCCUCAUGGUGUCAAAAGAAUUGUAAUCUUCUCUGAUGCUUGCACAUCCCAGAAUCGAAACAGUCAUGUGGCCGCUAUGUACCAUGUUGCACUACAAGAGCACCCAACUCUUCAAACCAUUGAGCACAUCUUUUUAAUCCCAGGCCAUACUCACCUUGAAGUGGAUAACAAGCACUCUGUUAUGGAACGCUUCAAGAGCAACAGGGAUAAAGUCAGUCAUCCCGAAGAAUAUUAUGACCUUAUUCAUGAAGCGGGUCUCACAGAUUUGGAAAAUUUUCCAGAUGGAAAAUUUUUUGUUGUUCGUAUGCAUAAGAAGUUCUACAACUUCGCUGAUCUUUUAAGUGGACCCCUUAUUAAAAGGGAGGUCACACUGAAUCAAAACAAGUUCAACUGGCUGGAUACAAAUUGGUUCAGAUACACCAAAGAAAAGCUGGGAUUAGUUGAGGUGAAGGCAUCUUACAACCCUCUUGCGCAUUUUGAUGUGCUCAGUUUUCUUCGGCGUGGAAUCAAGUCAUCAGCUGUCGCACACCUUGCACCACUGCUGAAAAAGUUCUACACCUCUCCGCAGCCUAUUUCAGAGUUGAAGAAGAAGGACUUGAUAUCCAUGCUCCCAUUCAUUGACAAGAAGUACCAUGAAUUUUACCACAGCCUUCCUACUUCUCCAACAGCACAGGAUGUUGAUCCCGACUUAGAAGAUUGAGAUUCAAAUUUUGGGGAGCUGUUCAAAUCUGCUAUUCCAAUGAAUUUUGUUACAAAUGCUUUUAAUUCCUAUUAAGUAAAAGCUCAGAACAUAGUACUCGUUGGCUGGUUGAAUAUUUUAACAUUCAACCUUCCCUUGCACUUAGUCUGUAAGUUUUAUGUAACUUGUAACUAGUCAUAACAGCCUGCAUUACUGUUCUUAAAGGAUUUCCAAUGCAUUCUGUAACUGUUUGUUUUAACCAGUAAAGUAAUGAAAUUGAACCUAGAUGUUUUGAAAUAAUUUAUUGACUUGUUAUUUAUUAAUAGGCCAAAUAGUUAAAUUUUUUGCAUUCCCUUGCAUUUACUUUCUAAGAUGUAUUUAAAUUGACUUA